Xylaria bambusicola is the source of this 1753-nucleotide messenger RNA. RefSeq lists its product as uncharacterized. Gene Ontology annotation, biological process: pyrimidine nucleotide-sugar transmembrane transport. Gene Ontology annotation, molecular function: pyrimidine nucleotide-sugar transmembrane transporter activity. Bases 174 to 1415 code for a protein of 413 amino acids. The transcript has 3 exons. Lineage: Eukaryota; Fungi; Ascomycota; Sordariomycetes; Xylariales; Xylariaceae. Gene Ontology annotation, cellular component: Golgi membrane; intracellular membrane-bounded organelle. The record is from RefSeq and is a predicted model, not a curated record.
AUCCGAUCGACGUCUUUUCGGACGUUUCUUAACCGAAUACUUUCACAUUCCCUUCGUUCUCCUUAUUUGUUACGAUUCAGGCUUAUCUGGACUGGAGUCGUAUACGCCCACUACGCUUGAAGCCGCUCAGCCGCAGUCUCGUUGUUCGGCCACUCGUCGAGCGACUCUUCAAGAUGGCGUCGAAAACAGUCAUCCCGUUCCUAGUCGGGAUGAUGCUUCUCACAGGGGUCGCAAACACGCUCCUGACCAAGCUUCAGGAUAACCAAUGUGUUCGAAAUUGCGAUGACCCCGACCCCAAGAAACGCCUCCACUUUGAGCAGCCAGUGCUGCAGACAGCGCAGAUGUUUGUGGGCGAAGCUGGCUGCUGGCUCGUCGUCGGCUUGAUGGCCGCCUACACUCGCAUCAAGAACCGCAAGAACCCUAGCAACAAUGGCUACCAGCCCGUCGAGUCCAACGAUGACGAUCAGAAUGCUGACGCAGCGAGCAUCAACUCGGAAUCCACGCUUCUACCGCCUAAGAGGACUGGCGACGUCCUCAACGGCUUCGGUAUCUUGUUGCUCAGUCUCCCCGCCAUCUGUGAUAUCCUCGGAACAACCUUGAUGAACGCGGGUCUGCUUAUGGUCGCAGCCUCUAUUUACCAGAUGACCCGGGGCGCCCUUGUCUUGUUCGUUGGUCUUUUCAGUCUCAUAUUCCUACGCCGAAAGUUGCACCUCUUCCAAUGGCUGUCACUCUUCGGUGUUGUACUGGGUGUUGCCCUCGUAGGUCUCGCCGGUGCUAUCCAACCGGACUCAAAGGAGAAGGCAACUUCACUCUCCACUCUGGUGGUCGAGGAUCCUGCAGCUGCUGAAGCUGUACGUGUCGUCUUUGGUGUGUUGUUGAUUGCUGGUGCACAAAUCUUCACAGCCACCCAAUUCGUGCUUGAGGAAUCUCUGUUAGAACGGUCUAAGAUUGAGCCUAUUGAAGUUGUCGGCUGGGAAGGAUUAUUUGGACUUUCUGUCACACUAAUUGGCAUGCUUGUGUUGCACUUCGCUGUUGGUCGAACCGACGCUGGUCGUCUCGGGCCGUUCGAUGCAGUUGAGGGUUACCGACAAAUGGUAGAGAACAAGGUAGUCUUGAUCUCAAGUUUCCUUAUAAUGAUCAGUAUCGGUGGCUUCAACUUCUUUGGACUCUCUGUUACCCGUACAGUUAGUGCCACUUCACGCUCCACAAUUGACACCUGCCGGACGUUAUUCAUAUGGAUUGUGUCACUCGGUCUUGGUUGGGAGACAUUCAAGUGGUUGCAAGUUGUCGGGUUUGCGCUUCUCGUUUACUUCACCUUCCUCUUCAACGGCAUCGUGCAACCGCCCUUUGAGUUCCUACGUCCUAGCAGCGAGCCUGAGGAGUUACUUCCGGAGCAGCCUGUUGAGCAUAAUUAAAAGGACCAUGGCUUCGAGAAUAGAGAUGCGUUCACAGUUCUUCUUUUUCCCGACACAAGCAAUGUCUUGUCGAGGGUUUGCUUUGUUAGUCGAUUCUUCGUUUCGGAAGGGGAGGGCUGCACUUAACCUCCACGUUAUCGGCUUCGGCUUCGGCUUCGGCGGGUCACCGAUGAACUUGCGGAAACGCGGUUCUUAGUUACCAUAGUAAGUGGCAUAAACUCGGCAACCUCUGGGUCUAUCUACGCUGCACUUGGGCUUUCCUCGCCGCAAGGGCGAUUCUACUUUUUGCAUUAGGUCGGCGUUCGUGAGAAUUUCUGAUGCUUAGGGGUUUUUCUAUG